GAGAGGAUGCUAGACGGCGGGGCGGGGUUUCUGGGCCGGGGGUGCCUGCCUGGCGGCGAAAUAAGGGCGCCGAGGAGAGAAAGUGGACGCGGAAGGGGGAAAGGGGCACACCCGACAGCAGAGGGCAGCUGGGCGGCCAGGGCGGGAAGCGGAAGAGGAUCCGGGGGAGCGGAAGGGGAAGUCGGCGCCACUGCGGCCUCCGGGACAGAGUGACCGUAGGAGCUGCUCUUAGAGUAUAAUCUGGGAGAGAACCCAAGCGUGUCGAAAUGGCACAAAGUCUCUUGAAGACACCACCUAUGCCUGUAAGGACAAAAUUGCUACAUCACGUAGGAUUGUCACUUUAUAAUACCUCUCAUGGCUUCAAUGAGGAAGAGGUGAAAAAAAAACUUCAGCAGUUUAGUGGUGGAUCCGUUGACCUUCAGAAGGAAGACAAUGGCAUUGGCAUUCUUACUCUGAACAACCCAAGUAAAAUGAAUGCCUUCUCAGGUGUUAUGAUGCUACAACUUUUGGAAAAAGUGAUUGAAUUGGAAAAUUGGACAGAGGGGAAAGGUCUCAUUGUCCGCGGGGCAAAAAAUACUUUCUCCUCAGGAUCUGAUCUAAAUGCUGUGAAAGCACUGGGAACUCCAGAGGAUGGAAUGGCCUUAUGCAUGUUCAUGCAAAACACCUUAACAAGAUUUGUGAGACUUCCUUUAAUAAGUGUUGCACUUGUUCAAGGUCGGGCAUUGGGCGGAGGAGCAGAACUUACUACAGCAUGUGAUUUCAGGUUAAUGACUGCACAGAGUGAGAUCAGAUUUGUCCACAAGGAGAUGGGUAUAAUACCAAGCUGGGGCGGUGCAACCCGGCUGGUUGAAAUAAUCGGCAGUAGACAGGCUCUCAGAGUGUUAAGUGGGGCCCUUAAACUGGAUUCAAAAAAAGCUUUACACAUAGGAAUGGUUGAAGAGAUCUUGCAGUCUUCAGAUGAAACUGAAUGUCUCAAAGAGGCACGAGAAUGGCUACAGCAGUUUACCAAAGGGCCACCAGAAGUAAUCAGAGCUUUGAAAAAAUCUGUUUCUUCAGUCAAAGAGCUUUGUUUCGAGGAGGCAUUACAGACUGAAAGAGAUCUCUUAGGAACAGUUUGGGGUGGACCUGCAAAUUUAGAGGCUAUUGCUAGGAAAGAAAAAUUUAAUAAAUAGCUUUUUAAAAAAUGAUGUACUACAAGUAAAACUCCCAGAUUAAUAUGUACAAAAGUUAAAUGAUACUAAAUAUCAAUGUCAGAAGUACUUUGAAGGCUGUUUGUAUUUGGGUUUGUAUUUUAAUAAGUGAGUACCUGCACUCACUGGUCUAGUUUUCAGUAUAUCUGGGUAUUUAUCAAGUAAUCUGGAACAUGUGGCUAAAAUAUACACCACUUUUGGCUUGAAAAUUAUAAUCAAUUCCCAGAUUCCCAAAAUAGCUCUUAGGCUCUAACCAAAGACCGAUUUUUGAAAGGAAAAACUACUAUUUCUGGUGUUACUUAUCAUAAAGUCUCUGUUUUUGUCUUAGGAGAUAAUUUACAAAAAUAACUUAAUGAAACUUACAGAACACAAGUGGAGAGGUCAGGGGACAGGAAGAUAUGCAAAGGUAUCAGCAAUCCUUUUCUUCUGCUCCAAACACUUGGAGUAAAGAAGUCAUGGGGAAUUGGCUCUUCUUUUAAAUAAAGAUGCUCUUGACCUCACUCCCCGACAAAUUUCAACCUUACUUUAAAUUAUCUACUAAACAAUGAAAGCCGCCAUAUGGAAAGUCUACUAACUCUACAAAAUUGGCCAGUCCCUUUGUGUACUCCAGAAUUCCCAAACUAAUAUACUUUUGCAUUUUAUACCAAAUUUCUACUUUUGUUUCUGGAAAACUAGCUAACUUUUCUUCUUUUGUAACUAGCCAUCUUUUAAAAGUAAAUUUAAUAAAAAUACACAACUGAAACUUU
Camelus dromedarius (Arabian camel) is the source of this 1936-nucleotide messenger RNA. RefSeq names its product ethylmalonyl-CoA decarboxylase 1 (gene ECHDC1). Gene Ontology annotation, cellular component: cytosol. The transcript has 6 exons. The record is from RefSeq and is a predicted model, not a curated record. Gene Ontology annotation, biological process: fatty acid beta-oxidation. Lineage: Eukaryota; Metazoa; Chordata; Mammalia; Artiodactyla; Camelidae. The coding region runs from base 267 to 1172 and encodes 301 amino acids. Gene Ontology annotation, molecular function: catalytic activity.